AGAGAGGCGGGUAGAGAGGGGAGGAGAGGAGUGGAGCGAGAGAUGGAGGGAGGAGAGCCGAGCACUGUGAGAAUUCCUGCUACGUUAGCAUCCACCCAGCAACUCUGUCAAUACUGCAUACAGCUAAGAAACAGGCAGAGGCCCCUGGUGCUGCAUUUGCCGGCUCUGUCAGUGAGAGAGAGCAGCUUCCACAAUCCCCCCAAUCCGUGUGCUGCUCGAGAGGUUUCUCCCAGGGAUAACACACCCACCAGAGCCCCGGCCGCUACUGCUGCGUCGGAGGGAGAGGAAGAGACAGGAGGAGAGCUGAACAGUAGAUACGGAGUGGGAAUACUCUAGAAGAGAGAGACAAUCCUGGGGGAGGGACAGGAUUCUUGGAAGACUGGGUGUGAUAGUAUUCUAACGUGCUCCACAGGAAAGGCUGAACACUGGGGCAUUUGAUAGACAGGCACUCAGCGGUGCACCUGCUCCACACUAGCUUGUUGGGUGGUGAUGUGGGAGAGCUGAUGUCUACAAUGGCUGACCUGGAUCUGCACCUGCACAUACUGAUACCCCCGUUUCAACACUGUCGUGGUUACCUCCCGACCCAGCAGCCCAACCCCAGGAUCUGACCCCGUCUCUUCCUCACCUCCCCUGGGCUUCCUCCAGCCAGGCCUCCUGGCUCUACCCUGGGCCCAUAAUGGGAGGAUGCCUCUCCAAAAGCAAGCCAGUUGAGGUGAAAAUGGAGCUAACCCUUCUGGGCAAAGAAAAGGAAGCAGGUGUGAAGUCCGCCAAUGGAAAUGCGAGCCCCUUUUCUGACUGCAGACCCAACGGAGCACUGGAACACUGCUCCGAUGAGGACUCCACCGCUGCCGCCCCCCUCAGGCUCUACAAACCCCGCGAUUACCUGGAGGCCUCCGUGUGUCAUGUCAAGGACCUGGAAAAUGGACAGAUGAGAGAGGUUGAUUUGGGAAGUGGCAGAGCGCUGCUCAUUAAAGAACAUGGAGAGUUUUCUGCAAUGGGGCACAAGUGCCCACAUUAUGGGGCACCACUGGUCAAAGGUAUCUUGUCCAAAGGCCACGUGCGUUGCCCCUGGCAUGGAGCUUGUUUCAACAUCGUUACAGGAGACAUUGAGGACUUUCCUGGGCUGGACAGCUUGCACAUCUUCCAGGUCCGAGUUGAAAAGGACAAAGUGAUAAUUCGUGCUAACAAACAGGAUCUUCAGUCACAGAAGAGGUCAAAAGCCAUGGCCCGAUGUUCAGCAGUUAACUCCAGCACUGGCUUCAGCCAGGUCCUUAUCGUUGGAUCAGGUCCAGCAGGGCUGGUGUGCGCUGAGACAUUGCGACAGGAAGGCUUCACUGACCGCAUUGUCAUGUGCACCAUGGACAAACACCCACCCUAUGACAGGCCUAAACUGAGUAAGUCCUUAGAGAGCACAGCAGAGCAGCUCCGGCUACGCUCCAUAGACUUCCUCCAAGCCCACGACAUCGAGUUGCUCACGGAGAAGGAGGCUGUGGCAGUGGACGUCAAGACGAGGGCUGUGACUUUUCAAGACGACUCUAGGAUGGAGUACAGGAAGCUUUUCAUUGCCACAGGAAGCAAACCCAAGCUGAUGAACUACAAAGGCCAGGACGUUAGGAAUGUGUUUCACCUCCUAACCCCUGAAGAUGCUAACAGCGUCGCCAGGCUGGCCAACAACAAGAAUGCUGUGAUUGUGGGAACAUCAUUUGUUGGUAUGGAGGUGGCUGCUGCUCUCACCGACAAGGCCCACUCUGUCUCCAUCAUUGGGAUAGAAGCAAUCCCUUUCCGGAAAGCUCUGGGGGAGAAAGUAGGGAAAGCCAUAAUGAAGCUGUUUGAGACAAACAGGGUGAAGUUCUACAUGUUGAACGAGGUAUCGGAGAUGCUUGGCCAUGAUGGACAGUUGAAAGAGGUGGUUCUGAAGAGUGGGAAAGUACUAAGGGCGGACGUGUGUGUCAUUGGCACAGGGUCAGGCCCAGCCACUGGCUUCCUAAAACAGAGUGGAGUUCACAUGGAUUCCAAGGGUUUUGUCCCCGUCAACAAGACAAUGCAGACCAACGUUGAUGGUGUCUUUGCCGGAGGAGACAUUGUGACGUUUCCUUUUCCGGGGCGGAGCAAUAAGAAGGUGAACAUCCCACACUGGCAAAUGGCCCAUGUGCACGGGAGAGCGGCAGCACUUGGCAUGAUGGGAAGACCCACUGAGAUCAAAACAGUGCCCUAUUUCUGGUCGGCCAUGUUUGGGAAAAGCCUACGCUAUGCAGACCUACUUAAGAAAGUGCUUUUAUUCUAUUACCAAGGUUACGGGGAUGGCUUUGAUGAUGUUAUCAUCCAAGGAGACGUGGACGAGCUGAAGUUUGUGGCAUUUUAUACCAGGGGUGAGGAGGUGGUUGCCGUGGCCAGCAUGAACUAUGACCCCAUUGUAUCCCGUGUGGCAGAGGUCUUAGGGUCUGGAAAGAUGAUUAGAAAGCGAGAUGUGGAGACAGGGGACAUGUCUUGGUUGAUAGACAAAGGGUCGCAGUGAGCGAGUCUCCACAUCUUAGGCUCUCCGUGCAUCUGGGGUCUGUUGUACACUAACUAUGGACACUUGUGGUGCUGAUGAGAUGCUGUGCCAUACUGUAGACAUACAGCAGAAGACCCGUGUCUGGGACUGUUGGAGUUGCUCCCCUGGAAUCGAGACUGAGACUGUUCUACAGUGAACCUCCACGGUGAUAGGCUGUACAUACAGUAUUCUUACCAAUAGCGUGAACCAUAUAUGGUGUUAACAUGCUCCAAUACCGUAAUGGAAGAUCUGUGUCCUAAUGCUACUUCACAGUGAAGCUACUAAGUAGUGAAGCUACUUCACAGUGAAGCAAUCCUGGAUGCAGUCUCUGUGCUUCUGCAUUAUGUAUCUACCUGUACACUUUUUUACAAGGGGCCAGAUAGGGGUAUUGAACUUUUUUCUACAUGCAACUUUGUAUAUAGCUAUAAUUCUCAAUACACUGUAAACAAAACCGUUUUAAACUGGAGUUUUCUAAGGUUGAGAUGAAACUAAUCUGGUUAAAACCACUUAACAUAACACCCACCCCUAACCUUAACCCUAGCUAACGUUAGACACCCAGCUAAAGUUAACAUUAGCCAACUAGCCACCUAGCUAAUUCGUAACAUAUCAUGCAUUUUGAAAAAUUUGUAACAUAUUGUACAAACUGCAAUUCGUAACAUAUUGCAUGAAUUGCAAUUCAUAACAUAUCAUACAAAUUGUAAUUUGACAUCUACAAAUUAAUACAUACCAUACGAAAUGUAACAUAUCAUACAUACUAAUUGGAGUGUCCCGGAUUUACAUUUACUAUGCUACGUCUACCCGAGUCCAGUGUGAUGCAAUGUAUCAUAACAAGAAAAACUACACAUAAUCCAUAGUUGUCCCUUUCCCCACCUGGCGCAUAAAUGCACGGGCGCGCACGCACGCACGCACGCACGCACGCACGCACACACACACACACACACACACACACACACACAACCAUGACAUCCUCACAAGAUGCUCACAAAUCACUCCUUUAAGGAUGACAAUGUACCUCUAUUUAUUGGUGGUGACCUUUGUUGGCAGGUUCGUAGAUUGCAUAAAUGAGAAAUUGAAAUGUACUUUAAUCUAUGUUCAUGCUUGCGCAAUAGAAUAAUAUGUCUGUUCUUUAUAAAAGGUAAAUGACUGUUGUUCUUUUAGAUAUGGUCAUGUCAUAGUUGCUGAAGGCUAUUUUUGGUAUUUGUCACCUAUGAAUGCUCUUUGUUACUAACUCAGGGAACUGAGGUUUGAGGCCUGGUCACAUUGGGAUUGGUCCCAUUGCAAACACAUAUUAAUUUGUUUAUUUUAUUUUUUAUUACCAUAUAUUAGUUCUCUGUAUUUGAAGAGGUCUUGUUUCAGAACUUGCUUAUAAUUCCCUUAGAUGUGUAGAGGAGAAAGCAUUUCCAUCUCUAUUUUGGCAUGUUGAAGAUUCCAAAAUAUUUAAGCCCAGAGGUGAAAGACAUUUAAAAAACCAUAUUCUUCAUACAGGGAAGAUUAGAAUGGUAUUUUUUAUAAUAGAUACUUUGAAAUAAAAGUCUUCAACAAUU
Molecule: messenger RNA, 4077 nt
Organism: Salvelinus fontinalis (brook trout)
Lineage: Eukaryota; Metazoa; Chordata; Actinopteri; Salmoniformes; Salmonidae
Product: apoptosis-inducing factor 3-like
Exons: 20
Coding region: 677-2515 (612 amino acids)
Biological process (GO): execution phase of apoptosis
Cellular component (GO): cytoplasm; mitochondrion
Molecular function (GO): flavin adenine dinucleotide binding; oxidoreductase activity, acting on NAD(P)H; 2 iron, 2 sulfur cluster binding
Source: RefSeq, a predicted model, not a curated record